CCUCUCCUUUCCUCUUCCUUCCGUAGGGUUUCCCUCCAUCUCCUUCCACUCCUCGCCGGAAAAUCUUCUUCCGGCAGUUGACACUUGAAUCCACAGCGUCAUCAAUAUUGUUCAUAUUUUGCUCCUAUUUUUUCUGCUGAGAGCCGUCUUUUCCAUUAUUCGACCGUUGACAAUUUUAUCCAUUACGUGGUUCCGUUGAAAUCUCAAGUUUUAUUGAAUAAUUUGAUUGCUGUAGAGUUCAGAUGCCGACGAGUCAAGGAGGAGGAUCAUCAUCGAGGAGAAGCAUAUCGUUGACGAACUCUUCUUCACUCGCUAAGAAGAAAGCAGCCGCAGAAAAUGGAGGAGUACAACCGGAUUCUGCUCACCGGAAGUCGAUUUCUGUAUCUCGUUCCAUGGGACUGACUGGAGAACGCACAGUUAAAAGAUUGAGGCUGUCAAAAGCCCUUACAAUACCUGAUACUACAAGUAUUUAUGAAGCCUGCCGCAAGAUGGCUGCUCGCAGAGUUGAUGCUUUGUUGUUGACUGAUUCAAAUGGAUUACUAUGUGGUAUCCUGACAGAUAAGGAUAUAGCAACAAGGGUUAUUGCUCCAGAAGUUAAUAUACAAGAAACACCAGUUUCAAAGAUAAUGACGAAAAAUCCAGUUUUUGUGCUUUCUGACACACUUGCCGUGGAAGCUUUGCAGAAAAUGGUGCUAGGAAAAUUUAGACAUUUGCCAGUUGUAGAUAAUGGAGAGGUCGUUGCUUUGCUUGAUAUUGCAAAGUGCCUUUAUGAUGCGAUUGCUCGCCUCGAAAGGGCAGCUGAGAAAGGAAAGGCCAUUGCAGCUGCCGUUGAGGGAGUUGAAAAACACUGGGGGGCAACUGGCUGUGCAAGUUCAAAUACAUUUAUAGAAGCACUUCGGGAGAGAAUGUUCAGGCCUUCACUGUCUACCAUCAUUUCUGAAAAUUCAAAGAUUGUUACAGUUGAACCAAAUGAUACUGUUCUAGCCACAGCCAAAAAGAUGCUCGAAUGUCGAACAAGCUCUGCAAUCAUAACAGUUGACAACAAACCACGAGGGAUUUUAACUUCAAAGGACUUAUUGAUGCGAGUCAUAGCACAAGAUCUUUCCCCUGAAUCCACUCUCGUCGAAAGGGUAAUGACCCCCAAUCCAGAAUGUGCUUCAAUAGAUAUGCCUAUUGUUGAUGCUUUACAUACAAUGCAUGACGGGAAAUUUUUACACCUUCCUGUUGUUGAUAAAGAGGGAACUGUUGUUUCUGUUCUUGAUGUGCUUCAUAUCACUCAUGCAGCUGUAGCCACGGUGGGAAAUGCUGCUGGAGUAAAUAAUGAAGCUGCAAACUCUAUGAUGCAAAGAUUUUGGGAUUCAGCUAUGGCAUUGACUCCUGAUGAUGAUGAUGAGACGCGGAGUGAGAAUUCCUUGAAAUUGGCUUCUGAAGGGACAGAAACAGGAAGAUCUAUCCCCUAUCCUUCAUCUAGCCAGCCAACUAGUUUUUCAUUCAAGAUUAAAGACAAAAAAGGGAGGAUGCACAGAUUCAACUGUGAUAUUCAGAACAUGACAGAUCUAAUAGCUGCAAUAAUUCAGAGAGUGGGGGAUGACAUUGACCGGACCAAUCUUCCUCAGAUUCUGGUUGAAUGCAUUAAUUUUUCCUCUAUGAAGAUGAAGAUCAUGACAAGGUUGUACUGGCAUCAGAUGGUGAUCUUACAGCAGCUAUUGACCAUGCAAGAUCUUCAGGUUGGAAGGGGCUAAAAUUGCACUUAGACUAUUCAGGAACAACGGGUGGUAGUUUGGAUUAUGCUCAUACUGAAUCUGCAUGGGCCUCAGCCUACAGCACCGUAGCAGCUGGUGCUGCAUUAGUUGCGGGUUUAGGCGUAUUAGCAUUCUUAAGGAGAUCCGGUAACUAAUUACUUGAAAGAAGUUCAACUCUUGAUAAACGAGGAAUGGGAGUAGCAUAUUGAUUCAUAUGAGCUCGAUGGGCCAAUCAUAUUUGACUGAAUGUUGGUGUUAUUAAAUUGGACAGUUACACUGUAUUGGAAUCAUUUUACCUUUUCCUCGUCUGCAAUCCAGAUUUGCAGGUUUUGAUUUUGAGUGAUGUAAAUUGCACCAUAUAAAUAUAACCCUUACGUUGAAGGUUGUCUUCAAGAAUGAACUGGCAACGCCAUGCAAAUUUUAGUGCCAAGAGUUGUCAGGAAUUUAAAUGUGAUAUACUAUAUUUGUUACGUAAAA
Messenger RNA from Solanum verrucosum, 2219 nucleotides. RefSeq names its product CBS domain-containing protein CBSCBSPB1-like. Bases 243 to 1742 code for a protein of 499 amino acids. Lineage: Eukaryota; Viridiplantae; Streptophyta; Magnoliopsida; Solanales; Solanaceae. Gene Ontology annotation, molecular function: protein binding. The record is from RefSeq and is a predicted model, not a curated record. The transcript has 14 exons.